Molecule: messenger RNA, 5449 nt
Organism: Caenorhabditis elegans
Lineage: Eukaryota; Metazoa; Nematoda; Chromadorea; Rhabditida; Rhabditidae
Gene: set-9
Product: Histone-lysine N-methyltransferase set-9
Exons: 9
Coding region: 51-4922 (1623 amino acids)
Biological process (GO): chromatin remodeling
Cellular component (GO): nucleus
Molecular function (GO): histone methyltransferase activity
Source: RefSeq, marked reviewed
GUUCGUCAAGUAUUGCAUGCCAGAAAGUCGUCGUCGCUAGACAAGGAAAAAUGGCAGACGGAGAGCAUACGCUUCCAGCCGACGAGGAGCUCUUCGAGCAACCACCACCACAGCAACAACAACCCGAAAUCGCCGAGCCAAUUGUUAUGGCUCAAGAGCCCAUUCAAGGAGUCUCAGAGGAUCCACAAGCUUCUGAAGCGACACACGAGGCUCCAGACAAUUACCCAGUUGACCAUCAAAUGGAGAAUCAGGAAUUCUACCACGAACCGCAAAUCCCCGAGCCGCAGCAGAUUCCUCAGAUUCCAGUCUUUCAACCGGCGGCCUACAAUCCGCCAAACUACGUUGCUCCACAGCAGAGAGCGAAUAAUUUUGGUGAACCAGCAGCAGCAGAUGCUCGUCCAUUGACAGAACAAGAACAAUUGGCAGCCGAACGACCGACUGAAGACACAGUUUGGAUCGAUUCUGAUGAUGAUACUGAUGUGGAAGAGGCGAUUCUGAGGGCAAACUUCUGGUUGCCGUAUAGUGACCACAACUACGAUCCGCCGGAUCCCGCGGACCGAAUCAUUCUCCCGACAGAAGGCCCGUUCCCGUGUAUCGCCGGCCUGGACGAAGACUGCAACAUUGUCAAGCAAUGGAUGCCCGAAGACGCCGUCGGCCCGGGAUCCCCGGGAACACAGUACCGACGAAACCAGCAGGCGGGCGGUGGUCUUCCAUCAACGUCAGUGGCUUCCCAGCAGCAACAGCUUCCUGUGCGCCAUAAUAUUCAAAAUCGGCCGAUGGUUGCUGCGCAGCCUUUCUCGAUCGGUGGAAAUCAAGUGGAGUAUGGUGGAAUGGAUUCGAGAAUGCAGCAGAGAGGCGUCGUCCGAGAUGGUCCGCAAUAUCGCGUCAUGAACGAUUUUGGAAAUGGUCUACCAAUGCGCGGGCUACUUCCACCACGAAACUCGCCGGCCGCCAACGCGAUCAACAGAGCUCGAGAGCAGCAACAACAAAUGUAUCAUCAAGCUGGAGCACGUGGAAGCUUACAGCAACGUGCUGCCCCGGCUCCGGCGGAUCCAACACCCGGCUCUUAUCAGCAUAUCGUGAAUGCGGUGCCAGGUGGAGGAGCUAAUCCGAUGCGUCGUGUUCCACCACAAGCUAGACCUGGAAUGAUUGGAGGAGCGGCGAACAAUAAUCGUGCUCGUCCGACCCAUGUGACUCGUCCGAUGGAUACCCAAGAGUUUGAGCAUCCUGUUGCUCCAGCAGCUGCUCCACCGCACAGAGUUGUCGACGUGGCUCCUCACAGAAUGACUCCGGAGCAACGACAGGAGCUUCAGCAGAUGAACCGUCAACGGGCGGCUCCACAAUUUCCGGCUGCUGCAGCUCAAAGAUCCGCGGAAGUGAUUGUGAUUCAGCAGAGACCAGGAGCUUCUAGCAGAGCGCCAAGACCAUCUAUGGCUCAGGAGGACUUGCUCCGCUCACCGACUCGCCGACUUUCGGAACGAGUUCCACAAGAACAUCAGACGCCAGUGCUGGAGCCGAGAAGAUUCCAGGUUAAGGUGACGGAUACCUACUCGACGCCGAUUCCGAAGGCUAGUGAUCAGCUACCAGCACAGUUGACUGAAGAGGAUCCGCCAGAGGAGUCGGCUGCUGCUGCUGCUCCAGAAGAUGUGCCGGAUGCUGCUCCAGAAGAUCCUCCAAAAGUAAUCCUGAAGCCGACGCCGCCGCAUCGAAUGACUCAGGAGGAGAAGAAUGCUCAUUUUGCCAGGCUCACUACGGAUAAGGAAAAGCCGACUUCAAGUACCUCCAUUCUUCCACAAGAUGCUGCUCCGCCACACGUUCCACCACCACCACCACCACUUGUCCUCCGUCCCCAUCAUCAAGACGAGACCCUGGCAAUGGUUCAAUCCGUGUUCGAAUCGAAACCACGCCAGCCGGACACUCCAAAGGACAAGGAGACGAUCUCGAAGAUUGCCGAUUUGUUGAGAUUCAGUGCUGACGAGUUUACCGGACAAUCUGGGAGCUCUGCUGCUGCUCGGCAGAGAACUGUCAGUGGAAGUGCCGCACGAGCUCAGACUUAUCAGAUGCAUCAUCAGCAGCAGCAGCAUCAUCAUCAAAUGCCGAUGGAUCAGAGAAAACGACCAAGUUCUGGAAGAUAUGAUGCUCUGAUGGGAGCGAUGCCACUUCAGCAACAGCCUCCACCACCACCAUCACAAUUUCAGCACACUGAUUCGAUUGCUCAUCGUCCACGUGGAAGGCCGAAGGGAACGAGGCAUCCUUCAGUUGCAGUGCAGCCUCAAAGAUCUGGAGGAGCUCGAACCCUACCGCCACGAGCACAGACUGUCGCAAUGUCGGCUCGAAAUGGAGCAAACGCGAAGAAUUCGGAUUCCGAAUCCGAGGGAAUCGAUGAAGCCGCCGAGGAGAGCUGGACGAUGCGAUGCCACUGUGGUAUGGAUCAUGGUGAUGGGGAUACGAUCGAGUGUGAGGGAUGCAAGACGUGGCAGCAUAUGGCUUGUAUGGGUCUGACGCUGAAGAGCAACACGUCAAAGUACAAAUGCGAGAUGUGCUUGCCGAGGCGGCUUCCCGUGUCGAAGGCGGAAGCGGCUCGAGAGCAGGAGCGGAUUUUGAAUCGGCUUCGAGCGGCGGCCAGGAAGCAAAAGAGGAAGAGUGAGCCGGUGGAGCAGAAGCAGAAGUCAUCACAGCCAUCAACAUCGCGAAAAUCGGCGCCAAUGGCUCUCCAACAACCGGCGGAACCCCGUGUCGCUCAGCUCAAUGACUACUCGAAGCAGGCGUCGGCUCUGCUGUUUGGAAUGGAGCAGACCGCAGGUGCGGACACGCUGCUCGCCGAGUCGCGUCUCCACAAAAAGGCUCGUCGAAUGUUUGUGGAGGAAGCCGUUGAGGCUCUGGUCACGACGGAUCUUGUGCAGAUUCGGCAGGUGAUUCUCGAAGUGAAUGGACACGUCUCGAUGUCGAGUGAGGUGAAACGGCAGCCUGGCGGAGGAAAUUGCAUUUUUAUGUACGAUGGAUUGAUGAAAGGAACCGCCGGCGAGGAUAUGGGUGACGGGCAGGAGCUGGUUUGUAUCGAUACGAAGCGGAAAGGAAAUGAUACGAAGUUUACGCGGAGAUCGUGUGUUCCCAACUGUGUUCUGAAGCACGUGCUCGGCUCGAAUGCCACACUGGGUAUUAUGAUUGUCGCGACGAAGGAUAUCACGAGAAACACGGAAGUCACACUUCCAUUCGAUGCGGAUUGGCGAGAAUCAGAGGUUGAGCUCGAGUGUGCUGAGCAUAUGAAGGAGCUCCAGGCGUGUCCAUUCGAAAGUGAGAGACGUCGAUUCGCGGCCGAACGACAUCGAGCGAUGGAUCAUAAGAAGCAAGAGGCUGAAGAAGCUCGUCGAGCUGAUGAGGAGCGUCGGAGGCUUGAGGAGGAAGUUCGGCGGGAACGGGCCGCGAAGACGAAGCAGAUGGAUGAGGCGGAGAAGGCGAGGUUGGAGGCGGAGAAGGCGGCCGAGAAGGAGAAGAAGGCGAAGGAGAGGAAGAAGAUGGAAGCUUCGGCGGCAGCAGCACCAGAAUCUACUAAUUCGAUAACGGCGCGAGAAGAACGUCGCAUCCAGCAAGCCGAAGAGAUGUUCCGCCGCCAAGAAGAGGAAGGAAAGCGUAAAGAAGCACGACGUCGCUCGAAAUCUGUGACUCCUGGUGUGUUGGAAGCCGCCGGCACCGCGGCUCGAGAAGAUGCUCCAGAAGCAUCGAUUCCUGUACCAGCACCAUCACCACCGGCUUCACGUCGAUCUGUGAGCCGAACAACUCAGCCGAGCACUUCAAGCUUUGCGACGCCUACGGAGCCUCCGGCGAAAAAUAAGAGAAUGCGAAGCGUCGUUCCACCGAAAUCCGAGCCAGCUUCAUCGGCGAAACGUGUGCGAGCAACUACUGUGGCCACACCGAAAGCCACCACCGCCAAUGAUUCCAGAAAACGAACAGCCUCCGCUACUGGGAAGACUCCUGUCGCGAAACGCUCGAAGAAUGUUGCUCCGACAUCAUUCGCGCUCGCGCUCAUUGAGAAGGAGCUCCGCGAGCAGGCCCGCAACUCGACGGUUUUGGAGAUGAUUUUGCCGGAUUAUAUAAUGAAUGAAGAACGAAGUGGGCUCCUCGCAGGGCAGUCGCCGGAUUUCUCGGAAGUUCGAGCUCAGAUUGAGGAGGAGAAUCGGAUGAAGGAGCGGUCCAGGAAGAGGGAGGCGAAGAAGAAGGCGGUGGAAAAGGAGAAGAAGGAGCACAGGAAGGAGCCUAAGAAGACCAACGAGCCUGGCCCAGCGCCGAAGUCUGAAAAGGCUGUGGAAAAGGCUGUAGAAAAAGUGGAAAAGAAGCCGAAAUCUCCGCAAAAGCCGCCUGCAAAGCCUACUGCUCAAAACCCGCCGCUCAAAAAAACCGAAGAAGUUGAUGGAAUCGAGCGAGAAGCGUCUGAAUCAUCGUCGAAAGAGUCGUCGGUGGCGCCCGAGGAGAAGAAGAAUCCGAAGAAGAUCACAUUUGCCGAGUACAAUAGUCGUAGAUCACAGAAGCGUGAAGCUGGCGAGUGCUCGACGCCACCGGCAGUGACUCGACGUGGAUUUAUUCCGAGUACGGAAGGCGAGGAUUUGGUGAAUGUUGAGCUCUCGGCGAUCCCACUCGACGAUCAUCCCUCAUCAUCCAACACGGCCCCCACCACGACAAUUGCUCCAUCCGUCGGUGGUGCUCCAAAACCCACAAGCGUCGUCGUCAAAUCUCCGAGCACACGUUCUCGAACUCGUGGAGCCGCUAGCGAAAGUGCCGACGAUGCUCCAGCUGAGCACAGUAUGUCGCUUCAGGACCGAGUUUUUUCAAUGUUCGGAUCGACAGUUGAUGCUCCAGCUCCACCACCACCACCAGCGAGUGCUGAAACAAACUCGAGACGAAGCCGUUCAACCCGUUGGAAUUAGCAAGGAAUCUGCGAAAACCUUGAAGAAUAAAAUUGUCCCAUAUCUCUUUCUAUCUCGAUUCGAGCCCCCAAUGCUUUCUCAUAAUUGUUUUUUUGUUGUGGAUUUUCAACUCUUUUGCCACUUUUUCCCCUUUUUUCUCUAAAAAUCUCAAAAGUUAUUCGUUCGUCAAACUGUUUUAUAGGUCAGGUACCUUUUUUUUGCCGUUUUCAAAAUCCACGAUAUGGAGAUUUCAUGGAAUUUUUAAAAGAUCUCUCUUUAUCACCACUAAAAAACCUCUAUUUUCACUUGUUCUUUUUUUCAUUUCUUUUUUCUUUUUAUUCCCCCCUGCACCGCAAUUUAUUGAACUGGUAGUACAGUACCACUCCUCCCCACAACGCCCACACACCGCAUACAGUAAUCCUUCACUUUUUCUUCUAGAAAAAAAAACUGCUGCAUUUCCCUAAAUAUUUGUUUUUUGUGUUCUCUCUCUCUGUAUCUCUUUUUUUUGUCUCGAAAUAUUAUUAAUUAUCAUAUUACGAUAUAUCCCC